AUGAUGGCAUCGUUACGAAGAACUGGAAAUUUGGCUGUCAUAUUAAGUAAGACGAUGCAAUGGUCAUCCACCUUUCAAAUGAUUAGUCAUUGUUUCGAGUUAAAGCCCUAUUUAGACCUUCAAGAUCCUGAGUUAGCCAAGUUACUGCCAUCACCUAAAGACGAUGUUAAGUUAACGGAAAAGAUGAAAGAUUUAGCAGCAUUUGAAUCAGUCUACCACAAAUUAUUCUACUCGCCUGAUAUUGAUCAUAAUACUUUACGACAAUUAUUUGACGCCUUGAUCCGACAAUUCCCUCAACUCGACCUCUACCUAGCCGCAGAUUCAGUGCGUGUUUAUAGUGUUGCUUUUGAAACAGGAAUUGCCAAAAUUAUUACGGGACAAGAACCGAGUUUGACAAAAGAUGAACAGGAGGUUUGCCAACCCUUUAGAGUUAUAGACGAUACUGCGGAUAAAUCUGCUAUGGAUUCUAUUAUAAAUGACAACCUCUCGUUUGCUGAGAAGGUCUUGUCAAAGCAAACAUCGAAGGUAACGAAGUCUUCCGCAUAUGAAGAUGUAUCUUAUAUACCAGUUAUGUCCACUGUAACUCAGCAAUUAACCCGUAAUAAUAUCAUUGAUCUAACUAAGAGCAAUGAUGUCAUGAAUCCCAUUUACUUACGGUGUAUCUUUCUAAAGCUGAAUCGCCGUUUGUGGGAUUUACCAUUACUCAAGAAAGUAGUUCACAGAUCAACUUAA
Messenger RNA from Trichoplax adhaerens, 732 nucleotides. RefSeq lists its product as uncharacterized. The record is from RefSeq and is a predicted model, not a curated record. The transcript has a single exon. NCBI's taxonomy places the organism in Eukaryota, Metazoa, Placozoa, Uniplacotomia, Trichoplacea, Trichoplacidae. The coding region runs from base 1 to 732 and encodes 243 amino acids.